AUGAUUCAAGGUGCUGCACGUGGAUUGUUCCAAAGCGCACGGCAAGUACGACGAGCAGCUACACGGCACGCUCAGAAGCAGCAGAGAGUACGGACGUUAGAUAAAAGAUCUGAGGGGACUAGAAGAACUGUAUGUGACUUGGCACGGGAAGAGAGCGUGAUUACUAACCAGCAGAAGCAGACAUUUGGGCGUGCACGAUACUUUGAGACGAUUCCUCGAGAUCUGGCAAUGGGAGCUUUUAGUGUUCUUGAUGUCGGUGCUAUCGACGCACUCAAGAUUUUGCUUCAAGACUUGGCAGACGACGACGAUGACGGGCGAUAA
Peronospora farinosa is the source of this 321-nucleotide messenger RNA. The record is from the annotation of a GenBank genome assembly. Lineage: Eukaryota; Oomycota; Peronosporomycetes; Peronosporales; Peronosporaceae.